AUGGCCACCACUAACGAGUUCCCCGCUGUUGAUGUUAACAGCUACGACUACAUCGUCGUUGGCGGCGGUACUGCCGGCUGUGUGAUUGCCGCACGCUUGGCCGAGUACCUCCCUAACAAGCGGACUCUGGUGAUCGAGGGAGGUCCCAGUGAUUUCAUGGACGACCGUGUUCUGAACCUGAAGGAAUGGCUGAACCUGCUCGGAGGUGAGCUUGACUACGACUACGGUACCACUGAGCAGCCUAUGGGUAACAGUCAUAUCCGCCACUCCCGCGCAAAGGUUCUAGGUGGUUGCUCUAGCCACAACACUCUAAUCUCUUUCCGUCCAUUCGAGUAUGAUUGCCGCCAAUGGGUUGCCAAGGGUUGCAAGGGCUGGGACUUUGAGACCUUCACCCGCAUCAUUGAUAACCUGCGCAACACUAUCCAGCCUGUGCAUGCUCGCCACCGUAACCAGCUGUGCAAGGAUUGGAUCCAGGCCUGCUCUACUGCCAUGAAUAUCCCUGUCAUUGAGAACUUCAACGACAAUAUCCGCAACACCGGUGAGCUGACUGAGGGUGUCGGCUUCUUCAACAUUGCCUACAACCCCGAUGACGGUCGCCGUAGCAGUGCCAGUGUUGCCUAUAUCCACCCAAUUCUCCGUGGUGAUGAGAAGCGUCCCAACUUGACUAUUCUCACCAACGCUUGGGUUAACAAGAUUAACAUUGAGGGUGAUACCGUGACCGGUGUUGAUGUUACUCUCCAGUCUGGUGUCAAGCACACUCUGCGUGCCAAGAAGGAGACCGUCCUGUGUGCCGGAGCUGUCGACACCCCUCGUCUGAUGAUGCUUUCCGGUCUUGGUCCCCGUGAGCAGCUGUCCGCACUCGGCAUUCCCGUGGUGAAGGAUCUCCCCGGUGUUGGUGAAAACCUGCUGGACCACCCCGAGAGCAUUAUCAUGUGGGAGCUCAACAGCCCCGUGGAUCAUAACAUGACCACUAUGGACUCUGACGCCGGUAUUUUCCUGCGCCGCGAGCUGCCUAACGCCGCCGGAUUCGACGGCAAGAUCGCCGAUGUGAUGAUGCACUGCUACCAGAUUCCGUUCACUCUCAACACCAAGCGUCUCGGCUACGACGAGCCCUUGAACGCCUUCUGUAUGACCCCCAACAUUCCCCGGCCCCGCUCCCGCGGUCGUCUCUUCUUGACCUCCGCCGACCCCUCCGUGAAGCCUUCGCUGGACUUCCGCUACUUCACCGACCCUGAGGGCUACGACGCCGCCACCAUCGUGGCGGGUCUCAAGGCCGCUCGUGAGAUUGCCAAGCAGUCUCCCUUCAAGGAGUGGAUCAAGCGUGAAGUUGCCCCCGGUCCCAAGGUGCAGACCGACGAGGAGCUGUCUGAGUACGGACGUCGUGUUGCCCACACCGUGUACCACCCUGCUGGUACUACUAAGAUGGGUAACGUUGUCACCGACCCUAUGGCGGUUGUCGACCCCACGCUGAAGGUCCGCGGUCUGAAGGGCAUCCGCAUCGCCGAUGCCGGUGUCUUCCCUGACAUGCCUACCAUUAACCCCAUGCUGACGGUCCUGACUAUUGGUGAGCGUGCCGCCGAGCUGAUUGCCGGUGAGGCUGGUUGGUCUCGCAACCAGCCCCGCCUGUAA
Messenger RNA from Penicillium griseofulvum, 1629 nucleotides. Its product is annotated as GMC family oxidoreductase. The transcript has 2 exons. The record is from RefSeq and is a predicted model, not a curated record. The coding region runs from base 1 to 1629 and encodes 542 amino acids. Lineage: Eukaryota; Fungi; Ascomycota; Eurotiomycetes; Eurotiales; Aspergillaceae. Gene Ontology annotation, molecular function: oxidoreductase activity, acting on CH-OH group of donors; flavin adenine dinucleotide binding.